AUGACCACGCACCAGACAUUAGACCAUGCACUGCAAAUGAUCUUCCCGCAGUCAAACGAGGUUGGUCAUGGCGCAUGCAAAACUGGUGUUCAUAAUCAGACCAACUCUUCUGCUCGGGGAGUCUCUUCGCAUGAACAGGUAAAUCCUCUUAACCAGACUGGAAUUCAUAUUACUAAGCAUAUUAACAUCAUUGGGCUCCCCAGAUCCAAGGUACAAGUGAAUUCAUGGACUUCUGUUGUCGCUGAAGGCGAACAACCCCACGAAUACAACAGAGGGCGUAUCACUUCGGAGUCAGAUUCAACUCCAAAAUUUGGAAUGAUAACUACUCAGUCUGCUGGCAUCAUAAAUAUGCAAUCAAUGGAGCGAGCUCCAACCCCCAUCGAAUCAGUUGAGUUUUUCCCUAAACCGAUUAAUCAGGAACGGCGUGCUCGUGAGAAGCAAAUCAUUAGUCAGCCAGUCUACGAAAGUAUUCCAAAUUCCUAUGAAAAGGUUCGAAGACUGGCUGACGAUCAGCAAGCCGAACAAGCCCAGUCAAUUAGCGUGCGUGAAGAUCAAGCAGUAGGACCGUUGAGGCAGUCUUCAGAAGAGGCUUUUCUGGGCGAACGUCUGUUGAAACGUGAUCGGGAUGUGGUGAAUCCAACCAGUAAUGUUCACUUGCCUGACUGCAUUCUCCAAAAACUCAUCACCGACUCCACAAUUCCAGAUCAACUUAGUAAUUUUGCCGUAUCAAGUAAAGAUGUGCUCCAAACCGGACGUGAGAUUCGGAAUGAAAAGAUUCCCACCAAUGUGGAGCGAAUUACUCGUGCACCUGCUCCUAAGAUGGAAGAUGCUAUUGCAAACUCGGUCAUUAGUAGCACGAGUGAGUUAGUUAUUCAGCCCGAUAAUGCGAUUGGCCAAACCGUUAAGCGCGAUCCAAAUUUGGGAUAUCAGUCACAAGAAAUGUUUCCUAAAUUGGCGAAUGUUCCAGAAUUUUCGGGUUCCGUCGCUAACGUUAAAUUUAACCCCGGAAAUAUUUUUGGUUUGGGUGAGGAAAUUGAAAUUCGCUCACCAGAAGACCUGAGGAAUUUAUACGAAGUUUUAUGUCAAAAUGCGAAACAAAAAGAGAAGGAUUCUCACGAAGUUGGCGCGGACAAGCCUCAAGUUCGCACCAGUCAACAACCUAAUCAUUCUCCAAUGGGUGUCACUUCAAGCACCAAAUACCAAGAACAGCCACUUGCGGUCGAUCAGCCCAUCAUAACAGCUCAAUAUCAGUUAGAUGACAAAUCAACUCCAUUGCUCAAAAUAACCGACCCUAGUUCAACUAAUGCGAAACUAUCUGAGACUCAGCGUGUGAGAAAGACUCCUCGAGUACCUAAGAAACCUAUAAUAAAUCAAGCGAACGUUCAAUCAAUGACGAGCUCCUCAGUAGUAAAAGAUGAUUUCAAGUCGAAAAGACGUAACACCGGGAUUGGUGGUGUUAUACCCGAAGUCAAACGUGAUAUUGAUCCUCCAACAAUUCAGUAUUCGCAACCAUUACCGAAACCACCGAUAGUGAGUCAUGAUCGUAGCCUUGAUCUAGUCGAAUCAUACGAAGAUUCAGAAUAUGCUACGGAGCUAUCAGAGCUCAUACCGCAACCGGUGGUAAAACCCCAGUCUGAUAUCAACCAAAACAAACAUAAACAACAACCAGUCACGACACCUAGGGCUACGCCUGUUCCAAUGGAUAUUGAUCAAACCAAGCCAAUGGAUGCGGUCGGACAAAUGCGAUUAAAGCCGGGAAGAACUACAGACGGAGCACAUCAUAAAGCUAUAACCCGCAGUAGUUUGUCUCAUGAGGUCCAGGGGCCAUCGACCCAAUUUCACUCAGGGCAUGUAUAUUCGAUUCCCGUUUUAAACCAGCCGCAUGUGCAACGCUCGCUUAGCUUGCCACAUUCAGACGAUACAAUGGAAGGGGAUAAAAAGUACAGAUUAAUGCGUUACACAGGUGUUCCCCACUUUAGACCGACCUCACAGACACAAGAACCCCAACCACCGAAACGAAUAUCUUCCAAUCCACAGGAACACCCCAGUCAAGGAACAUCACAGAUACGGAUCACUAAAGAAACCGUGAAUCGUCGUGUACACUGGGAUUGGAAACGUGAUUUUACCCCGGGUAGUGGUCAAAUGGAUGUAACUGGACAGGAAGUUGGUUGGGCCAGUAUGAAUGAUGCGUAUGAAGUGCAUCGAGAAGUGCGGCUUAACACGGAGGGUUUUACGCCUCCAUUUUCUUUAGGUGAUGCCCCACAAAUUUUGAUUAAUUUGGAUGGUCAGGCCGGGGUGCAGUAUAAUUUAGAUUUCGACAACAGCGGGAAUCUCCGUGUAGGGGUCCGAGCUAACGGAAAAACUAACAAUGUGGCAAAUACACCUGGAAUCAAUGUAAAAUCAGAAGAGGAAGACGAGAAAACACGGAAGAAUGGAUGUAUGCCGAUCCGCCGACUUUUCCCCAAGAGAAACGCCCCUACUACACAGUAG
Echinostoma caproni is the source of this 2490-nucleotide messenger RNA. NCBI's taxonomy places the organism in Eukaryota, Metazoa, Platyhelminthes, Trematoda, Plagiorchiida, Echinostomatidae. The record is from the annotation of a GenBank genome assembly.